CUCGCUGCUCCUCGUCACGUGCGGUUUCCGUUCGAUCCUCUUUUUCUCUCCUCGUUCGCCAAGUCACUUGACAGUUCACGAGUGCACGAUUGCGUAAUCGUGAAUGACGCGUGGGAGAAUCGGUAUCGUGACAAUACUUGAAAUAAAGAAACAGCACGAUGAUAAUUAAUGAUAUUGCAAUACUUGGAGUUUAUCGCGAGUUUUCCAGUCGUCUACAAAAAUCACAUUCUCAUUAUUUCUUCGCAAAAGUUCGUUCGUCUAAAACAUACAUGAAUAUCAAUAAUAUUUACAUUAUUGCUAAUUGAUAUCAUUUAUCGUGAAUGCUCGCGAAUCUAUCUUUUUUAACGGAGUGAAUAUUCUUUGAUCCUAUCGAGGGGGCUUUUCUCUCGAAGCUCAUCAAUCAAUCAUCAGAGACAAUUUUAUCUGUCACGAUAAUCGUCUUAUUUAUCGACCGGCCGAUUUGUCCACGUUAAUCCGUCCAGCUAAUUGACAUAUCAAUUGCUUGCUCGUGUACACGUCAUUCUUUUCAUGUCAUUCCUUUGUGCAUCAUUUGAAACGUGCGUUCAACCGAGUGGUUUUACUACGAGCGACUGAACUAUUCGUAUUCGCGAAUACAAACGCACGGCUAGCAGUGUUAUAUGGUCAUCGACGUUUGAACGGAAACGUCAGCCAGUGUAUCCGUCGAAAGAAAUAACGCGCUUCGGUGGAAGCUGCGGGAAAGUCGAUAAAAGCCUCUCGCACGAUGCGAACUGAAAAAAUUGUUUUCCCUCACGCCGAUGUCUCGAAGCAUCGUCUCAGUGAAAAAAGUUGCGAAUACGCGAAUAUAAGUGUCGCGGGUUUGUGUGGGUUCGCCUAAAAAUAAAGGUGCGUUUAUCACUUCACUCGUAAAGCUUGGACUUGCGACCUGACGCGCGUGUCUGAUGUGAGUCAUUCGUCGUCGCUCGUCGAAGGGUCUGAUCGUUCCCGAAGAGUGUCAUCGCGAAUAUCACGCAAUGAUCACGGACUGGUUGGACACAUGGUUCGGCCGGCCGAAGAAAUCCGGCCGCGGGGGUGGGCCGCGCGGCUAUUCGGGCAGCAACACCAUGCCCAGGCCGCAUUCCGGCGACGAUUUCAACGAGAUCGAGCAACAGCGUUGCAUUAUCGAGAAGAUGGACGAAGAGACGGUGAACGACAGAUUCGAAGAAAUGCUGGCUAAUAUGAAUCUAACGGAGGAGAAGAAGGAACCGUUGCGGCAACAAUCCGAGUCGAAGAAGAAGGAAAUGCUGGUUCUGCAUUACAAGGGCAGUAUACAGGACACCCGAUCGAAAUUCGACAAGCCGGCGGACUACAUACAGUAUCUGGCGCAGCCCGACUUGAGCGUCAACAAGAUCUACAGUUGCAUCGAGUCCCUUAGGAUCGCACUCACCAACAAUCCGCUGAGCUGGGUGCAAGAGUUCGGUACCAAGGGACUCAAGCAGGUCCUGGCCACUCUAAAUGAGUGUUAUCGAAAUGAUAAUCGUUACGAGCGAAUACAGUACGAGUGUAUUCGCUGCUUAAAGGCUAUUAUGAAUAACACAGUGGGCAUAAAAGAGAUGUUGGCCCACCACGAGGCUCUCACUAUCGUAGCCAGAUCAUUGGAGCCGACGAAGCCGUCCGUAAUGUCCGAAGCUGUAAAGUUGCUCGGCGCGGUGUGUCUCAUAUCUAGCGACAGUCACAAAAAGGUUUUGGAUGCGAUUACUAUGAAUGGCGAGUUCAAAGGUCGCGAAAGAUUCUUGCCAAUUGUACAGGGGUUGAUGAAUAAGAAGAAUGAAAAUUUAAGGGUAGUGUGCCUUCAACUCAUAAACUCGAUAAUAUCGUCCGCCGAGGAUCUAGAUUUUCGCUUACAUUUGAGAAAUGAAGUAAUGCGAGUCGGUUUAGCUGACAUUCUCGAAAUGCUGGAGAAAGACGAGUCAGAAGACCUGGCGACGCAUCUAAAAAUCUUUAAUGAUCACAAAGAGGAGGAUUAUGAAGAGUUUGUGCAGAGAUUCGAUAACGUGCGCUUAGAAUUAGAUGACGUUAAUGACUGCUUCGAAGUAGUCAAAAAUAUGGUGAUGGAUACUUCCGCCGAACCAUACUUCCUCUCUAUACUUCAACAUCUUUUAUUCGUUCGAGAUGACACUCAAAUCCGACCGGCAUAUUAUAAAUUAAUCGAAGAGUGUAUAUCGCAAAUUGUGUUGCAUCGUUCAGGCUGUGAUCCGGAUUUUAGCGCGACAAAGCGCUUCCAGAUUGACGUACAACCGUUGAUCGAUACCCUAGUCGAAAAGUCACGGGCCGAGGAGGAACGUCGACUGGUAGAAGUGACGCAAAAGUUAGAGGAAGCAAUAGCCAGCAAACAAGAGGCCGAGGCGAAGCUCCAGCAUGCGGAGAACAAGAUCAAGGAACUGGAGCAAGGAACAGCGAGACCUGGCGGUCCCAGAACUGCUGUAUGUCCGCCUCCGCCACCUAUGCCUGGAAUGGGAGGACCAUUGCCGCCAAUGCCUCCUCCCCUUCCUGGCGGGGGUCCACCGCCACCACCUCCGCCACCUAUGCCCGGGAUGAAAGGGCCUCCGCCUCCACCUAUGCCUGGAAUGGGGGGACCUCCGCCACCACCUAUGCCCGGAAUGGGUCCUCCAGCGCCACCGAUGAUGGGGGCAUUCUCUCCGCCGCCUCCACCGAUGCAAGCUUUACCUCCCGGGCUAAAACCGAAAAAGAAAUGGGAAAUAGACGGCCCAUUGAAGAGAGCUAAUUGGAAGGCAAUUUUGCCUCACAAAUUAACAGAAAAAUCAUUCUGGACGAAAGUACAAGAGGAUAGGUUAGCUACCCCGGAAAUAUUGGAUGGUCUCACGCAAAAGUUUGCAUCAAAACCGAGUGGGAAGAAAGUCGACGACGUAGUUGAUAAGUCAGCUCCAAUGAAGAAAGUUAAGGACCUCAAAGUUUUGGAUAGUAAAGCAGCACAAAAUAUAUCGAUACUUCUCGGUGGAACACUGAAGCACAUGCCUUACAUAGAAGUGAAAAGAUGUUUGUUUAGAUGCGAGGGACCAGUCAUUUCGGACAACAUAUUGCAAGGAUUAAUUCAGUAUUUGCCGCCACCUGAUCAACUGACGAAAUUACAAAUGUACAAAGAUCAAUAUGACGAUUUAACUGAAGCGGAACAAUUCUGCGUUACGAUAUCUACAAUAAAAAGAUUACUGCCAAGGCUAAGAUCACUGAGCUUUAUGUUGCGGUACGACGAACUAAUGCAAGACGUGAAACCUGAUAUAGUAGCGGUUACGGCGGCGUGCGAAGAAGUGUUGAAUAGCCAAAAGUUCAGGCAGAUUCUCCAGUUAAUACUGUUAUUUGGAAAUGUUAUGAAUUCCGGUUCCAGAAAUGGCCAAGCGUUUGGAUACGAAAUCAGUUUUCUCACAAAGUUGACCAGUACUAAAGACAUUGAUAACAAACAAACUCUCAUGCACUAUUUGGUGGAUACGAUAGAAAGAAAGUAUCCAGAGUGUCUCAAAUUCAUAGAUGAAUUACCGCAUGUAGAUCGCGCCAGUCGGGUGUCUUUGGAGAAUGUUCAACGGACGUUACGUCAGAUGGAUACCAAUAUCCGUAAUCUCGAACAGGAUCUCGCAAAUGCUAAAAUUCCGCAAGACAAUGAAGAUCUAUUUAUCGAUGUUAUGAAACCAUUUGCUAAGAAAGCUAGGGAGUCCUACGAAGUGCUGCAGAAUAUGUUCAAGAAUAUGGACAGCUUAUUUACGGACGUCUCCGAUUUCUACUCCUUCGACAGACAGAAGUACACCAUAGAGGAAUUCUUCGGCGAUCUCAAGACAUUCAAAGAUGAUUUCUUGCAAUCGCAGAGGGAAAUAAUUAAAUUAAAAGAAGGCGAGGAGAAGCAGAGGCGGGCAAGAGAAGCGCGCGAGAAAGCGGAAGUGGAAAAGGCGGCGCGAGCCGCGCGUAAACGCGCACUAGUCGACAUGAACGCGCACGAGACACAGGAAGGUGUCAUGGACAGUCUGAUGGAAGCUCUGCAGACUGGAUCAGCCUUCAGUCGACCGGACCAACGACGCAAACGGCAAACACGUGUAGCUGGUGGUAAGUUCUAUAGGACUACGUUCAUCCAGAGGCGAAAAAUGAAGAAGGACCGAACGACUAGACCGUAUAUAUUUAGUAAUGCUUUAGACGAAUCCACUAAUUUGACGCGUGAUUAUGAAAAUCUAUCUCCGAUUGAGACAUCAAUUGCACGACGCGACGCGCUUCCGAACAGAAUUAUGACUAAAUUACACACGGUGGAUGAUUCAACGAGCUUCUAUACUCCGGAAGAAAACCAAGAUCUCUUCAAGCAAAUGUUGAUAGACGAGGCGAAAAAGACGCCUAAGUUAGACGAGGUGAAAAAGAAGCAGCAAAUGAAGCAUUUGUCUAGAGUCAUGUUCUUUCAAAAAAAGCGAUCGUGCGACUGUUGUAAUCAUACGUAUUACGCAGCUACGUCAGUGUCUGGCGAAACGCCAAGAAGAGAUGUUUUGUUAAAAACACCUGGAAACUUGGAAUCCAGAGGUGUUAACGCUGAUUGCUACUCGAGCCCCUUCGUCAGCGAGUCCAUUAAUCGUGCACGCAUGAUUAGUCCGGUUAAAGAGAGGCGCGUCAUAGUCAGCAAGAUACGUAAAAGAAAUAGUAUCGUGCGCCGCGCUAUAUCCAAUCGCAAACGUUUACACGCGAGUAAUACGAUUACAAAGCGUCGUAAAUUGCGAUCGGCAUCUAACUUACAAAGUCCAUCCAGUAUAAAUACCAAUACGCCGGUCGCGAACACGUCAGUUACAAACACAAAUUCCGUAAAUGCAAAAAGAAGAAUGUCAAAUUCAAUCGAUGGUUUUCACACUAAAAUACUGAAGACAGCGUCUUCUCCGAUCAAACUUUUAAGAUCGAAAAAUUUUGAAAACCUUGCGCGUUAUCACGAUGGAAAUCAAACCAUGCAAUAUUUCAGAAAUGGAUCUAUAAACUUGAAUCUAUCUACUAAGUAUUCGAGCGCCGAACAAAUAAGUAUAGUACAAUCGCCGAUGUUGGUCGAGAUGAGUGGAGUUAAGUUAUUAUCGGAAAACAGUCCCUUGCAUUUCAUAAACACAUCGAAAACAAGCGGAUCAAGUACAAAAAGUAGUCGUAAUAUAUUUAAAAGACCGAAGAAUGGAUCAUGGAAAAAAAAAUGGAAGUUUUGGCAGACAUCCAUGAAUACUGUUUAAUGUAUAAUUAUAUAUCUCGCUUUUCGUUAGUCAAUAUAAGACUGAUAUUAAAAAAGGAAAGACUGACAACAAAAAAAUUAAGUUUUUAACUAUAUUUUUGCGUGGAUAUAUUGUGAAAGGCAUUAAAAUGCAGGUUGUAGAAGUCGUUGCUAGGUUUUUUUUGCUUUAUUUUUAAAGUAAUAAAAUUCGUAUAAAUUUUUAAUAAUACAAAUAACUUUUGCUUAUUUAUGGAACAGUAAUUGCAUCUAAUUGUAAGUGCCGUACAACUUUUCAAGAUUGAUAAUUGUGAUAUAAUACUGUGAUAUGAACAUUUUAUUUGUGUAUAAUCAAGUAUUUCAAACAAAUAGAAUAAUUAAUGAAAAUGCUUAAUUUUGAGUUUGGUACGUAUUUGACGCAUGCAAAUAUAUUUUAUUGACACACAAAGUACUAGAAAAAAAUAUGACAAUGUAAUAGUAAAAUAAGGAUAAGAACAGAUCAGAAUAUUUCAUGCCAUUUCGAUAAUUGAUGUAGCUAGACUGCAAGUUUAAUGAGAUUUAAAUAAAUAUGUAAUUUUUUUCUUUUUUUUUUUGUUACUGAUAUAUUGUAACGCGUAAAUUUUUAAUUA
This is a messenger RNA of Linepithema humile (Argentine ant), 5811 nucleotides long. It is a transcript of the gene dia, whose product is annotated as diaphanous related formin 1. Gene Ontology annotation, biological process: actin filament polymerization; actin cytoskeleton organization. The record is from RefSeq and is a predicted model, not a curated record. Gene Ontology annotation, molecular function: actin binding; small GTPase binding. Gene Ontology annotation, cellular component: actin filament. NCBI's taxonomy places the organism in Eukaryota, Metazoa, Arthropoda, Insecta, Hymenoptera, Formicidae.